Messenger RNA from Plasmodium reichenowi, 2625 nucleotides. RefSeq names its product SNARE protein, putative. Bases 1 to 2625 code for a protein of 874 amino acids. The transcript has a single exon. The record is from RefSeq and is a predicted model, not a curated record. NCBI's taxonomy places the organism in Eukaryota, Apicomplexa, Aconoidasida, Haemosporida, Plasmodiidae.
AUGUUCAAGAAUUUAUUACUUCAAUCAUUAGAAUGUAGAGAGAAAAAUUAUUUAGCAUCAUGUGCGAGAAAAGAAAAGUUUCCAUUUUUUAAAAAGAGAAAUUACAAUAAUGAAAAUAUAAUAGUACAUAAUUAUAACUAUAAUUUAUGUACAAAUAGUAAAGAUGUAAAUUACAAAAGAAAGAAUAUAUAUUUUAUGAAUUAUAAAGGAUUUAUAACAGUGGCAGAUAAAUAUGUGGAUUAUAAAAAAGAGUCCCCUUCUGAAGAAGAAAAAUAUUAUGAGGAGGGAAAAUUAAAUAUAAAGAAUAAUAUGAACUCUAUAGAGAAAAUAUUAGAUGAAACAAAUUCAAUGAUAUAUAUAAAUGAUAUUUGUUUAAAAAUGGAUCAAAACUUAUUAAAGUGUCAAAAUUAUGAGGAUGUCCUUUCUAUUCUUGUUACACAUAGAGGUGCCUUAUUUUUACAAAAUUUGAUUACUGCAAUUCGUAUGUUGAGCGGAUUUGUAAUUGAACAAAAGAAGGAAAAAUUAGAAAAAGAUAAGUUGAAUACGAUAAGUGAUUAUACUAAAAUAUAUAUGAAGGCAGAUGAUGAAAUGGGAAAAAAUAUAGCAGAUGAUAUUUCUGAUAAUAAUAAUAAUGGACAUAUGGAGGACAAUAAUAAUAAUGUAACAAUAUCGUAUAAUAAUAAACAAGAUAUAUCAUAUAACUACACAGGUAUUGAUAAGAUAGAAAAUAAUAUAAUUGAAAGAUAUAAAAACGUAUUUGAUAUAUUAAAUAAUAAAUCUUUAGUAGAAAGUGAAAUGAAUACGCAAGGAAAGAAAAGAAAACUUGAAGAUAUAAUUGUACUAGAUGAAAGAUUUCAUCUUCUGAUUGAUGAUAUUUAUAAAAAUCGGAAACAUUUUGAUGUUUUAUCUAUUUGCCAUAUUUUGAUAUCUUUAAAAGAAUUAAAUUAUAAACAUUUCCUUUUGUUUAAUUCUUUUGUUAACCCAUUAAAAAAUUUCGAUGUAUACAUUAAAGAACAAUUUACAAAUAAUCAAAAAUUUUCUUUUAUUUGUUCGACGAUAGAAUUAUUGCUUGAAUGUUUUAACACAUAUAUAUGGGCGGGGUAUUAUAAUUUAAAUAUAUAUAACAAGUUAAUGAACUCUAUUUUGUUAAAUAAAUUUAUAUAUAUAAAUAAAAAUACAAUAUAUACACAACAUUAUGAGCAGCUAAAAAAUUACACAUAUAUGGAAUAUGAAUAUAAUAUAAAUUAUCCAAUAAAAAUAAAAGACGUGCUAAAUUUUUUUGAGAUAAAUGAAGACUUUUAUUAUAUUGGACAUGUGAAAAAAAACAAUUAUCGUGUAUAUGACGGAAUAAAUGAAUUACAUAAUUGUGAUAAGAAUCAAAAUGAAGAAAAUAAAAUUAAUAUGAAUGAUAUAAGAAAUGAGAAUAAUUCUGAGAAACAAAUAGAUUUGAAUAUAAAUAAUAUUCAUGAUCAUAUAAAUAAUGCUGAUAUAAUAAAUAAAAAAGAUAAUGUUUUAAAUGGGGAUUGUAUAAAAGAAUCGAAAUGUAUAUUUUAUAGCUUGUACCCUAUAUUUUUAAGUCUUGAAUUAUUUCUGAAAAGUAUAGAAAUAUACAAAAACAUUUAUGUGUAUAAUUCCUUAUUUUUUAUGAUUGCUGAAAAGAUGGUUUAUUAUUACACUCAAUAUUUAACUCCAUCAUCCAUAAGUAUGAUAUGUGAAGCAUUUUCUAGACAUCGGAUUUUCAGUAUAGAACACGAUAGACUUUUUUGUCAUAUAUCAAAAUUAGUUGAAAAUAAUUUUUCAAAGUUUUCUUUAGAACACUUAUAUAUCAUUUUAUCUUCAUUUAAAAAAAUGAACCUCUUUUUUGAAAGAUGUAUUAUUUUAGUAUGUAAAAAGUUUAAAAAUCAUUUUUCAUCAUGUUAUAUAAGAAGACAAGAAUCUUUAUUAUCAUUAAAUCAAAUAUCAAUUCUAAUGGAAAGUAUAACCUUUUUUAAUUUUGAAAAUAAAUAUAUUGAUGACUUUAUUGUUUCAUGUGUAAAUUAUUUAGAAGACUAUAUAGAUGAUAUUCAAGAAGAAACUUCUAUAAAUAUUUCGUAUUCAUUAAUAUUAUCUAAUAUGGUUCAUAUAAAUCCAUACUUUUUUUCAUUUAUAUGGAGAAAAAUAGGGAAAACAACUUACUGGGAAAAAAGGAAAAGUCAAAUUUGUUUAUUAUGGUUAUCACAUAUGAUACAAUUUAAAUGGUUAGAAUAUGAUUUACCCAAAUUUUGUGUUUUAGAAUGUUUAAAAGUUUUUUAUUUAAAAAGAAAAGAAAAGAAAUUUUCUUAUUCAAAAAUACUUCAGAACAUAUCUAAAAUAUUAAACAAUAUGAAUAUUCAACAUGAUAUAUAUGUCGAUAUAUAUGGUCCAUAUAUAUUAGAUAUUUUAAUAAAAAAUACAAGAAAUGUCUUAAUGCUUACGCAAGAUACGACAAGAAAUGAAAUAAAUAAGGAUUUAGGUGACUUCAAAAUUAUUUUAAAUCAUUUAAAAUUAUUUGGAUAUAAAGCAAAACCUAUUAAUACCAAAUAUUUUUAUUCUCUCUGUGAUGAAAUGAAAGAAAAUUAUAUUAAGGAUAUUUUAAUGAAUUUUUAG